Molecule: messenger RNA, 4460 nt
Organism: Poecilia latipinna (sailfin molly)
Lineage: Eukaryota; Metazoa; Chordata; Actinopteri; Cyprinodontiformes; Poeciliidae
Product: immunoglobulin superfamily member 2-like
Exons: 9
Coding region: 99-3077 (992 amino acids)
Cellular component (GO): membrane
Source: RefSeq, a predicted model, not a curated record
UGCCUAAUAUCGAGGGGAAGACUAACGCAGCCAAAUUCGCUAGACAAGGGACACACAAACUAGUGUGUGCUGCGAACAACGUCUUGCAUGCGUUCACAAUGAAGUUCUCGGUGUUCUCCCCGUGGAGACCCUUCUUAUUGAUUUCACUGGGUUUAUUUCUACUAUGCGAGGCCCAAGUGAACACUGAGAUUCAGGCUGGGCCCCUGUAUCGUGUGGUCGGCUCUCUGCUCUCCAUCUCCUGCAACGCAAGUGGAUUUUCCAACCCCAAUUCUAAAAAAGAUUUUGAGAUUCGCAUGAAAGAUCCUGCAAAGCCCUUUCAAGAAAUCAAUGUCAUGAGCACCAGAGAGUCAGACUUUAGCUAUGCUCGUUUUUCGUCUCGUAUACGAAAAAAUGAGAUUUCUAUCAAACAUGUUGAUUCAAACUCAAUCAUAUUUGAAAUACAAUACCUACAGAAGGAGGAUGACGGGGAAUAUGAAUGCACCGUAGUCAAUCCAGAAUAUACAUACAAUGGAGUCUACUCUGCAAAGACAGUCGUUAAAGUGAUUGACAAUUCCCUAAGUGUUACAUCCACUGACCCCCCCACCUCACUGAGCUAUAACGAAGGGGAAGCUCUCUCUUUGACAUGCCAAGCCUCCACCAACACCAUCCAGCACGUCCAUCUGGCUUUCGCCUGGUACCUCCAUAAAGAAGGGGCACAAGACGCUAAACCGAUCAUUUCUUUGGACAGAGAUUUCACACUGGCUCCAGGUGAGGAUUUUGAGCGGCGCUACAGAGAUGAAGCCAUUAGAUUAGACAAAUUAGAUGAGGCCACGUACAGGCUUAAUAUUGCUGAGCUUGAGCAGUCAGACCAGGGUCAGAUCUACUGCCAAGCUCAGGAGUGGAUCCAAGAUCCUGAUCGUUCCUGGUACAAGAUUUCUCAGAAGGAUGCAGAGAAAAUUCCCCUCACAGUCAAAGCAAAAGUGGUGACAGGCAUGUCGGCUGUGCAAGUGAGUAUUUCGGCACAGAAUCCAGUCCAGGAGGGGCAGGAGCUGUUGCUUUCUUGUGGCAUAAAUGCACAGAACCUCGCAAAACGGUUCUUCUCCGUAGCGUGGCUCUGGAACGGAACUGAGCUGGCCAAAAUCGGCCCUACAGGCAUUCUGACUGUGAGGCAAGAAUAUAUCGACAGAGAGAGAAAUGGAGAGCUAAAAGCCACGCGGACUGGGAAUAAUAACUACCAACUCAGGAUAAAGCCAGUGAAAACUACGGAUAAAGGGAGUUACAGCUGCAGGGCAUGGCCAGAGGAGAGAGGAGAAGACGGAAACUUUAAUCAAGGAGCAGAUCAAGACUCCCAGCCCAUGGACAUCAACAUCUAUACUCCAGAAAGUGGACUCUCAGUCAAAAUGGAUAACGUGAUGCAACCUCCUGCUCCAGGAGAGAAAUUAAAGCUUAUUUGUGAAGCUGAUGGGGUCAAAGGUCAGCUCUCUGUCACCUGGGACCGCAAGGCCUCACUUUCCACGUCGUCUUUGUUUGCCAACGUCAUCAGUCUAAAUGAGAACGGUGUCACAGAUAAAGCAGGGGCUUUUGCAAGUCGUGAGGUGAGAGUGACGCGUCCGACGACGAACAAAUUUGUCUUCGAGCUGGCUGAUGUUACAGAGCUUGAUUCGGGUACCUAUAAGUGCACUGUCUCUGAAACGCAACCCAACGGCAGAAUCCAAAGCCAGACGACAAAUGUCAACGUCAAUGUGAAGUCUAUUGAGUCAGCGGUAAAGAUGGCACUGAGAAAUCGAGAGCCUACGGUGACUGUGGGAAACGACGUACAAUUAAUGUGCAAAGUAUCAGGUCCACGUGUGCCGAUGACUCUUACUUGGAGCAAGGAGACAGAAGACUCCAACCUAAAUACCAUAGUGGUACUAUACUCAAAUGGUUCCAUCAGCUGGUCUGGAGACCAGUACCGUUACCAAGUGCAGGUGGACAACCAGGGUAACACCGUCAUGCACAAUCUGAAAAUCCUUCGUGCCAGCCACAGGGAAGCAGGGAAAUACCAAUGUAUGGUGUCAGUUUUCCAGCAUAACGUUUACAAAAAGCUUCCUCCAUCCAAUCUGGUGAAUGUGCAAGUGCAAAAUCCAGCAAGCAAACUUGCCAUAUCUUCCAAUCACAUCAUUGUCCAAAGAAUAAAUACUGACAUACAAAUUGAUUGCAAAGUUACCUCAAGAACAUCUGAGUUUUCUCUAUACGCUGUCACCUGGGAACUUCAACAAGAUGCUGGAAGUAGGACCAUUCUGACCUCAGACCUUAAUGGCAUCAUUACGUUUGGGAAACAGAUCAAAGAGAGUGACAUGAAACGGAUCAGCAUGAAGCACACUGAAGGACCUACUUUUGAACUAACUAUUCAGCAAGUCAGAAUUUUAGACAAAGGCAUUUAUAUGUGCAAGGUGGAGGAGUACCAACAAGAUCCCUGGGGAGAAUGGUAUUUACUCUCAGAAAAAAAUUCGACCACAACCGUUAAUGUCAUUGAACCAGCAAAACAAUUGUCCGUUGGAAAAAUGGAGGCAGAGAUGAACAUAACCAUUGCAGAGGAUUUCUCCAUUCCCUGUCACAUCACCCAACAAUCCAGCAAUGAAUCCCAGUUCCACGUCACAUGGUUUCGGCAGCAAGGCACCGAAGAUAAAACCAUAUUCACAGUUUACAGAAAUUCUACCUUAAAAGCCAGCAACAAGAAUGCCGUUGUAAGAUAUGAUCACCCCUCCCCUCGCCAAUUUGACCUUACGGUUUUAAAGUCCAAUGCGGAAGACAGCGGCAUGUAUUUCUGUGAGGUAGAGGAGUGGAUUCACGCUCCUGGUGACGGGUGGCAGAAGCAUGCAGUGGAAAAGUCUGGAAAUUUGAACGUGACUGUUGCUGCAGAGGGGCACGCCAAAGCCACGACUGAUCUGACAUGGCAAGCCACUACUUGGAUACCAAUAUAUGCAAUAACUGUCUUAAUCGGCUUAUGCAUCAUAACAAUUCUCUCGUGCAAGCUGUGCAGGAAAAAGACUCCAGGAGAAAAGAAAUCAGGUCAUCCUCUCUGGACGGAACAGGUCCCCCUGGACAUAAACUCUUAGCUCUGAAUCAGUGAAACUAGAGCAAUGUACAGACAAGUAAAUCUCUUAUUAUGUCUAAGAAGGAUAUGAAAAAGUUUUUAAAAUGUAAACUUUUGUUUUUUACUUUGAACAUUUUUUUUAUUAUUAUUAAAUCUGCUAUGACUGUUACAGAAAAAAAAAAGUUUUACUUUCUAUGCCGGUGGGCAUAUCUUAGCUUUUAUGAACAAUUAAAAUGAGUUACUACUCUGAAAUGAAACAAGCAUUUCUCAGAUUGGAGCUAAAGUCUCUCUACACACUCAUUUUUUUUUUUUUUUUCAGUUUCAAACUGGAAGUUGAGGUAGACAGCAGAUUUUGUUUGUGGUUGUGCAGCUUCAAAAACAUUCUUAUUUUAUGUUACAAAGUGUAAAAACUGUGGAUUUUUUUUGUUCUUUUUUUAUUGGAAAUCAUCUGAAACUUUGCAUGUCCCGACCAGCAGCAUGUCAUGAAAUGUGGUAAUAUUUGAAAUCCUUGCAAAAAAAAAAAAAAAAAGAAGAAGGGGAAGUUUUCUGCGGUUGUGCAUAUGAUGGUAGACACUAUGCAAGCAGCUUUUGUGACAGACAUUCUCACAAUCGUUACAUCUUUUUCUUUUUUCUUUUCUUUUUGUUUUUGAGAAAGACCCAGGCUUGCAAGGCAGUGUGGGUUAAAACCUGCAUGUGUGCACAUUAGCGCUUCUCUUAUUUUGCAACUCUGAUGACCAAAUCUGAUGAUGUUAACAUUUCUUAUGCAAGUCAUUCAGCUCACUGUGUUGCUGAGAGACAGAGUGGGUGUUUGUGUAACCUGUUUCUUGUGGCAAUGACUUUAUUUAAUAUUUACAUUUUUUCAAAUAAAAGCAUUUCUGGAAUUGACACAGCAUAGUUUUCACAUCCGUGUUGGUUUAACCCACAAACAGCAGCUUCUGUCAAAAUAGCCAACAUUUGCAGGUGCCUACAUGCAUGUUAACUCAGCAUGCUUAUGUUACAAUACUAGCUUUUUUUUUUAAAUCCAAACAAAUGAGAUCAUAUCUGAUUUUUUUUUUUUUUAAGGACUAAUGUCACAUUGUUGCAUUGAUUAUUGCUACAGCAUUAUCACAAGUCUGCCUAAAAUGUCACUCGGACAGCGUCAGCUGAUCAAGAACGCUUCUAUUCGUGUUCUCACUAAAACCAGGAAGACAGAGCAAAUCACCAAAGUUUUAAAGUUCUUACACUGGCUUCCCAUAGCUCCAAGAAUAGACUUUGAAAUACUUUUACUAGAUUAUAAAAUCACUGAAUGGCUUAUCACCAAAAUACAUUAAAGAUCUGUAGUUGUUGUUUAAUCUGAAAAGGAUUAAAAUUAUGUUUAAUAGUUAAUAAUUAUGUUGUCUGGUUGUUUUGAACUACAGCAUGUUUU